Molecule: messenger RNA, 1353 nt
Organism: Leptosia nina
Lineage: Eukaryota; Metazoa; Arthropoda; Insecta; Lepidoptera; Pieridae
Source: the annotation of a GenBank genome assembly
AUGAGGGAAUGCAUCUCAGUACACAUUGGCCAAGCCGGCGUCCAAAUUGGAAACGCCUGCUGGGAACUAUACUGCCUGGAGCACGGCAUCCAGCCUGAUGGCCAGAUGCCCAGUGACAAGACUCUGGGAGGUGGAGACGACUCUUUCAACACCUUCUUUAGCGAGACUGGUGCUGGCAAACAUGUGCCAAGAGCUGUGUUUGUCGACUUGGAACCCACAGUUGUUGAUGAAGUGCGUACGGGCACUUACCGUCAACUUUUUCACCCCGAACAGCUGAUCACUGGCAAGGAAGACGCGGCCAAUAAUUAUGCAAGAGGUCACUACACCAUCGGAAAAGAGAUCGUCGAUGUUGUUUUGGAUAGACUUAGGAAACUCGCUGACCAAUGUACUGGUUUGCAGGGCUUCCUGGUCUUCCAUUCUUUUGGGGGAGGCACUGGAUCAGGAUUUACCUCCCUGCUGAUGGAGCGCCUCUCUGUCGACUACGGCAAAAAGUCCAAGCUUGAGUUUUCCAUCUAUCCAGCACCACAGGUGUCAACAGCUGUAGUAGAGCCGUACAAUUCGAUUCUGACUACCCACACGACAUUGGAGCACUCAGAUUGUGCCUUCAUGGUUGACAACGAGGCUAUUUACGAUAUCUGCCGCCGAAACUUGGACAUCGAGAGACCAACUUACACCAAUCUGAACAGACUUAUUGGACAAAUUGUCUCUUCAAUUACGGCGUCACUCCGAUUCGACGGCGCACUUAACGUUGACCUAACAGAGUUCCAGACCAACUUGGUGCCAUACCCUCGUAUCCACUUCCCGCUCGCAACUUACGCCCCUGUCAUCUCUGCUGAAAAGGCCUAUCACGAACAGCUGACGGUCUCCGAAAUCACCAACGCCUGCUUUGAACCAGCUAAUCAGAUGGUAAAAUGCGAUCCCCGUCACGGCAAGUACAUGGCUUGUUGCAUGUUAUAUAGAGGUGAUGUGGUACCAAAAGACGUUAAUGCUGCCAUCGCAACUAUUAAAACCAAGCGUUCCAUCCAGUUUGUGGACUGGUGUCCUACUGGAUUUAAGGUGGGUAUCAACUACCAACCCCCUACAGUAGUCCCUGGAGGUGAUCUUGCUAAAGUACAGCGUGCUGUGUGUAUGUUGUCCAACACUACUGCAAUUGCUGAAGCGUGGGCCAGACUUGACCACAAAUUCGAUCUUAUGUACGCUAAGCGCGCUUUUGUUCACUGGUACGUGGGCGAGGGUAUGGAAGAAGGAGAAUUUUCGGAAGCCAGAGAGGAUUUGGCUGCUCUUGAAAAGGACUACGAGGAAGUUGGAGUUGAUUCUACUGAAGGGGAACUCGAUGAAGACAAUGAGUAUUAA